Molecule: messenger RNA, 1524 nt
Organism: Penicillium canescens
Lineage: Eukaryota; Fungi; Ascomycota; Eurotiomycetes; Eurotiales; Aspergillaceae
Product: zinc finger CCHC domain-containing protein
Exons: 1
Coding region: 1-1524 (507 amino acids)
Molecular function (GO): zinc ion binding; nucleic acid binding
Source: RefSeq, a predicted model, not a curated record
AUGACGUCCAAGUCCAACAAUGAGAAUCCUAACGCUCGAGGAGCCGAGGAAGUAGAAUGGAGAGGACGGACAAGAAGAGACACCGUGAUAGCACGAGAAGCUACCAUCGUCGAUGACGAUGGCUCUGACGAUGACGAUUACCAGCCCAGCAACGAAGGGGACAAGACAACGCCAGCAGAAAGUACGGGCGUGACUCCGAUGAUUGAUGCGUUUGACUAUGUGAGCCCGAAUCACCCACUACGCCCUACUCGAGCGAUCUGCGUUCUAGACAGAGCGCAACAAUUAGCACGACUGCGACACCAUUUCGAAUUUUGGUGGGACGUUCUGGUUGCCAUGGACAAACAAGCAAAAAUGAACACAAAUCAGGUGACUGAUCAGAUGAUCCGGGAAGAAGUCAUACGUUUAGGCGAAGACAACCGAGAAUUGCGACGUGAAAGAGACCGUAUGACCGUCCAAAGAGACAUGGCAGAGAAGCGAGUCGAGGAACUGACUUCGAAGUUGGACGGAGCACACCGAGAGCGUGAUCGCGAUCAGUCAAUCAUUGCGCUGCUGAAUACGACGAGACAGACGACGCCAGUUGCGGAAGGAACCAACGAAAACCGUGCUCCUCAACAUGAGGCCUCUCUGGACGCCCGAACUGAACCGAUACGACGAGGCGGUUCGCACCCACUUUACACGACCAGCCCAGGACGCUUCGAUAAUCCAAAGUUCCCUGAUGCACCUGUAUUCUCAGGAGAUCGCGACGCGUUCGAUAGCUGGAGAGACAAAGUCUAUGACAAGCUGAACAACAGCGCCGCUCAAUACCCAACUGAACAGCAACGGAUUGCGUACAUUCGUAGUCGCACUGAUGGAGUCGCGUAUCAGCAGAUACGGGCUCAAUGCCGACCCGAUCAUCCACGCUGCUUUCAGUCCGCCGAAGAUGCAUUGGAAGCCCUAGAAAAGAUUUACGGUGACAAGAACAAGAGGAAAAGGGCCAUCAAUGAACUGCGCACCCUGCGCAUGGGAAGGAGGAGUUUUGAUGACUUCUAUGCCGACUUUGCCCGCUGCGCUGCGGAAGUUGGAUACGCUGAAGAUGCUAUGAUACCGCUACUCGAGAAUGCAAUCUCAAACGAAUUGGCACGACAAGUCAUCGGGUUGCAGAGACCCGCAGAUUUUUACGACUUGGUAGAUUUCUAUCGUGACGUUGAUCAUGAGAUGCGUGAUUACGAAAGACGGUUGCCAAACCGCGUAGUUGGAACCACCCGAACCAAUCCGCAAUACGAAAAGUCACGUCCAAGACAGACACCCCUCGCCGCACGAUCUGAAGGCUAUGUUCUGCGCUCGGUAGAUCGUGCCUUGCUCGCCCAGCAUGGCCGGUGCUACAAGUGCGGGGAGCAUGGACAUCGGAUCCACGAGUGCACAAACCCGCAGAUGAAGGAGAUGCCACGCCUUGCUGGUCGCGGAACAGCAAAGGUAAACAAUGCAACGAUGGAAUCUGACACCGACGAUGAAAGCACAGUCGUUGAGGGAAAAGAAAUGUCCUAG